AAUAUGACAGAUAUCAAAAAACAAUUAGAAAAAUUAAAUAACAUUCGUAAAAAACUCGAAGAAUAUAAAAACAAAGUAGAAGAAUAUCGGGCGGAAGCAGUGAAUUUAGUGCCAUUAUUUUCUCAUGCUUAUGAUUUGGCUACUAGUAAAACUAAUGAAGGAAUAGAAGAAAGAGAAUUAACAAUCCAUCAAAAUCUCUUAAAAGCAGCCGAAGAAAAAUAUCAGGAACUUCAACAAGAACUUCAAGACCAAAUUCAAGCAUUAGAGGCAAGCAAUAAAUGUCGAAUGACACAAAUACUUUCAGAAGAGGGGCUAUUAAUACCAGUUACUCCUAUUUGGAUUGGCGAUAAUGUGAUUUCUCAAGUAAAAACUGAAACCAAAGAAGGAUAUAAUGCUUGUCAAAUUGCGUUUGGUGAUUGCACGGAAAAAAAUCUUAAUAAGCCUAAAUUGGGGCAUUUAAAAAAAAAUAAUGUUUCACCCAAAAAACAUUUGCGGGAAAUAAGAAAUAUGACGGGAUUUGUUGUCGGCUCUCCAAUUGAUUUAUCCCAUUUUGAAGUAGGAGACGAGGUUGAC
Molecule: messenger RNA, 573 nt
Organism: Racocetra persica
Lineage: Eukaryota; Fungi; Glomeromycota; Glomeromycetes; Diversisporales; Gigasporaceae
Source: the annotation of a GenBank genome assembly